UCAAGACGGAUAUAAACAAGUUAUCAAGCGACCAUGAGUGAAUUAUAAAUGUCUCCAGCAGCGACGUGAGGAUGGGGAAAGUGGGAUGCAUGGUGGAGGUUUUGGGGGUGCCAGAUGUUUUACCAGCUGACAGGAUCGCUGAUAAACUACAGAUUUAUUUCCUCUCAGCCAAACACGGGGGAGGGGAGGUGCUGAAGGUGCUUUACCCCUGUUAUCAGCCCGGGCGGGCUUUCAUCACGUUUGAGGAGCCGGAGGUUGCUGCUCGAGUCUUGCGGAGGAGCUCUCACGUGUUGGAGCUGAAUCAUCACCGAUAUGAUUUGACAGUGAGACCAGCUGACCACGCCGGGGUGACUGAACAUUUAUUGUUAUCCGUCUUAUGUGAGAUGGAUUUCCCAGCGGAGGCAACGGUACACUUGAGUCUGUUCCGCAAUGAGACACAGGUGAGAGAAAUCCUCAGGUCACAUGGCUUUGUGCUGACAGAUCUGAGCGGCGAUCAGGUGCGUGUCAAGGGCUCAUUUUUGAAACUAAGAGAGGUAAAGACCUCUUUGGAGCUGCUUCUUAACUCGCAAACCAAAGCUGACAUCAAGGCGUCCUCAUCCUACGCCAUAAACAGCUCAGAUGGCAACAGAAGCCGGUUGGGAUCCCGGAACAAGCCUCCGCAUGCUUCUCCAUCUUCACCUGCCUCCUCCUCAUCUUGGGCGUCCAGCUCUUCCAACAACCAUCCAACCUCUCCAGAGUACAGCACUGCUUUUUCUCUGAGACCGGCCCAGCGUGGCGCCGUCAAGGCAGAAACAGAGUCCUUUGUCGUUGAUGCAGAUGUGUUUGAGUAUGCAGAGCGGCUCAGGAAAAAAGACGUUGAGGGCAUUCUGGACAGCCAUAGAGUUACAGUGGAAGUGCGUCCAGUUGGCGAGAGCUGCAGCAUCACUGUACAGGGGAAGAGCACGAGGAUAGCUGUCGGUAAACUACAGAGUCUCCUGAAUGAUCUGAGCAAAUCACUUUGCACACAGGAAGUUACUCUGAAGGACCUCAACGAUGAAGGCAAAGCUCUUUUACAGAGAAUCCAGAAAAAAAGAGACAUUUAUAACUCAGUGCUCAUAUGUCUGAAGAAUGACAGACUUCACCUCAUAGGACCUUCUGGCGAGAGCUACGAGUUAAAGCAGAGGCUGCUGGGGAGGCCGGCCGACCGGUCAGGGCGGACAGGACGGACGUCGGACAAAAACCCUGGGAGGAGGAGGACCAGCUCUGUGCCACCAAUCAGUCAAAAGAACACAGGAAGGGAUAGCGGUGCCGCCGCUAAUCCAGCUCCUGCUGGAGCUGCAGGGUACACCCCUUUAAAGUACCAGGAUGAUAAACAGAAAGGUGCUGAACCCGAGCAGACAUCUGCUGCUCCUUCAGGAUCCCUCAGGAGACGGAGUCACUCUGAGUCCCGCCAAAGAAAACAAGUAGAAAGGGUUAACGGCAACUUGCAAGACAUAGAAAACAAACACCCGCCUCCUAAAUCACCCAAGAAAGGCCUCACACAGUUACUAAAGUUUGAUACAAAUGAUGUCAAGAAAAAGUUGAAAGGUUUGAGAAAAUGAGCAGUGGAUUUAUGUUAAUGAAGGCAGACAGCCAGCAAUGAAAUGUUUCCUUUUUGUCUUGUUUCAUCAUGUAAUGCGUUUAAAUACCUGCUAUUAUUUUCUUAUUGUGUAGUAGAGCCAGAUGGGAAUUAGUUAUUUGCUUUCCUUCUGAGAAUUAACUGCAGGAUUGAAAUCAUAAAUAUGACAGUACAGUAAACAUGCAGCUAAAGUCAGCAGCUGGUUUGUGUUGAAUAAAGACUGGAAACAGGGAUCAGCUAGCCGGCCUCUGGCCAAAGGUUACCACCUCCACCUACUCGCACCUCUAAAACUCGAUAAUUAACAUGGUAUAUCUUGUUUGUUUAAAGGUGCAGUAAGGUUCAAAUGUUGUUAAAUACCUAUGCUUUGGGUUGGUGGAUCGGGUCGGGUGUGGUUUACCAAUAUACAUUUAGCCAAUUAUGUUAGCCAUGCAAAUAUAUAAGUAAUAAAGGUACAUUUCUCCGAC
Chelmon rostratus (copperband butterflyfish) is the source of this 2061-nucleotide messenger RNA. RefSeq lists its product as uncharacterized. The transcript has 4 exons. The record is from RefSeq and is a predicted model, not a curated record. Bases 72 to 1580 code for a protein of 502 amino acids. NCBI's taxonomy places the organism in Eukaryota, Metazoa, Chordata, Actinopteri, Chaetodontiformes, Chaetodontidae.